This is a messenger RNA of Gossypium raimondii (Peruvian cotton), 1464 nucleotides long. Its product is annotated as plant cysteine oxidase 5. Gene Ontology annotation, molecular function: oxidoreductase activity, acting on single donors with incorporation of molecular oxygen, incorporation of two atoms of oxygen. The coding region runs from base 501 to 1220 and encodes 239 amino acids. The record is from RefSeq and is a predicted model, not a curated record. The transcript has 6 exons. Lineage: Eukaryota; Viridiplantae; Streptophyta; Magnoliopsida; Malvales; Malvaceae.
AAUAGCGUAUCGAAGAUUUAGGUGAAAAAAGAAGCAAAAAAGCACGAGAAUUUUAGGCAAAGGGCAAUUUAUGUAAAAUCAAGCUGAUAUUCAUUCAUAUAAGCUAAGCGCAGCCCCCCAAACUCCCCCACGAUCCUCUUCCUUCCUAUUUCUCACUGUUGUGUUGCUUUCAGCGAUCCCUUUCUCUCCUUACUCUGUUUUCUUUAAACGAAAUAAAUCCCUCCUUUGUUCUUUAUUUUGACUCUUUCGAACAUUUCUAUCAUCAGUUUGAUGGAUCUCAAAUUGGGUGGGGUGGUUGUAUGUGAGAUUAGCAGGGAGGGAUGAUGAAAUAAUUGCCAUGCAGAUAUACUACCGUCGGGUUACUUCGCAGAUCCAGUUGUCUCCGAAUUGUAUCUUUUAUCGUACUAUCAAUUAGUACCUUACUUGCAAAAAGGCGUUAUCAGCUUACUGAUAUAGAGGCUUUUGGUCCAUUCAGUUAAGUUGGUAUCGUCUUUUCAAACAUGCCAUAUUAUAUACAGAGGCUUUAUAACACUUGCAAAGCGGCAUUUUCGACUAAUGGCCCUGUUUCUGAUGAAGCUCUUGAAAGAGUUCGUACUAUGCUAGAGAAAAUGAAGCCUUCUGAUGUAGGUCUGGAGCAGGAGGCACAAGUGGUACGUAAUUGGUCUGGUCCUGUAAAUGAGCAGAAUGGAACCCAUCAUUCAUUGCCACCAAUUAAGUAUCUGCACUUGCAUGAGUGCGUCAGCUUCUCUAUAGGAAUUUUUUGCUUGCCACCUUCCUCUCUCAUACCUCUGCACAAUCAUCCUGGAAUGACAGUGCUGAGCAGGCUUAUCUAUGGCUCAUUACACGUUAAGUCAUAUGAUUGGCUUGACCCAACAGAGCCUGAAGAUCCACUACAAGCAAGAGCUGCAAAACUUGUCAAGGAUACUGAGAUGACAGCCCCUUGUGCAACAACAGUACUUUAUCCCACAAGUGGAGGCAACAUCCAUUGUUUCAGGGCACGGACUCCCUGUGCUAUUUUUGAUAUUUUAUCACCACCUUACUCCUCAGAGCAUGGACGACACUGCACUUACUUCCGGAGGUCCCCAGGAAGGGAUUUACCUGGUGAGAUUGAAAUGAAUGGAGAAAUGUUCUCGGAAGUGACUUGGUUAGAAGAUUUUCAGCCCCCUGAUGACUUUGUGAUUCGGAGAGGGCUGUACAAGGGUCCUGUUAUUAGAAGAUGAAAUAUUCUUGUAGCAUCCAUCCAAUAUUCUAAUGAAUAACAAGGAACAUGCAUGGGGUUGUAGAAGUUAGGCAUUUGGCGUUGUACAUAUUACUACACCAAUGUAAUCCUGUGAUUUUACUAACCUCACAUUUUAUUAGUGGGAUAGAGAGUGGGAAUUGAGAGGAACUACUCGCAUAAUGACUUACUUUUCAUUUUGUUCUUUUGGAUUUUGUUUGCUGAAUGAAAAUUGGGAAUUCAUAAUA